AUGAAUUGGCUCGAACAGGAACACACCUGCUACCCUGAACAGUAUCUACAUUCUCGGUCGUUCCUUUCCUUCGUCGGGAUGAACAGAGACAAACAACCCAAGCCAUCGCCCGAUCGACUUCCUAAGAGCGUCAAGGUGCGUUCGACCUGCAACGCAUGUCAACAGGCCAAGAUACGCUGCAGUCAUGAAAAGCCAUCUUGCCGACGGUGCCUGAAGCAUAACAUCGAGUGCAUCUACAGCAUGUCUCGACGGCUGGGAAGACCUGCGAAGAGGAGGGAGUCUCAAUACGCCGGCCUUCCGCCGGAUACGCAACGCGUCGACGCUCGAUGUCACCAACAAGACAAGAAGGGGCCGGCUUCCAAGAAAAAAGCAAAGGAAGGCCAGGAUCGUAGGAAGGACGAUGAAGACGACUUCCCACAGAGACUUGCUGAAACAGUAGCUUAUGACACCAUGGCCGUCGACCAGACUGUGCUAGAUGAUAUCUCCCUCAAUGACACUAAUCUGAUCAGCGAUGCCAUCGAUUUCUCCUCUGACAGCUGGCUGCAAGAGUUUCUCUCUCAGCAAGGUCCUGAACUUUUCCAGGAGACUGAUCUCUUUGAUGCGCCGGCGCUCGAAAACCCCAAAAAUGAUAAGCCAAUGACUGUCCCGAAAUGGGGAUACAAUGACUCGGAGUCCUCGCUCAAGAGCUUUUCCACGUCGUCGCCGGUAGGAGAGGAUCCUCCGCCGACGGUAAGCCUUUAUUUCGCGGAAGACCCCAUGCCCACCGAGGCAGUUACCAGCAGUGCCCAAUAUCCUGCGACAAUCCAACCCUCCUAUCCUGAAUUCCUCAGGAAAGCUGCUUCAAUCAAGCCUCAGCAGUUCUCAAUAGCAGAGGCGUUGUCUGGAAAACCUUGGACUGCAACAGAACAAGGCAAUCUGCGUGCCCAUUCAAGAGCUUGGAAGCGUCUGAAUGACGCUGAUUCUCCAAAAAAUAACCAUUCUCCGAGCCUCACGCCCGUGAGUUCUGAGACAAAUUGCCAGUGUCAAUGUCAGUGCCCUGAACAGAUCGUCAGAGAGCUCAUCCGUAUAAACAUAUGUGCCUCUCGAUCAGGACCAUCACCUACGAUUGAUUCCGUCUUGGGUUCUCAGCGAGUUGUCCAACAAUUGGCAGAAACUAUCCUGCAAUGUGCUCUGUGUUCCAAGACACGAGUUAAUAUCCUCAUGGUGGUGGUUGUCAGCAUUGAUAGUUUAAUCACAACACUUGAAGACCUCAUAUCCGGGGACGCCCGUUUGAUAGAGGGUGCUUUACCAGGGUUACACGAUCAUAUGCAACUCCAGCCUGAUUUCGGGCAGGACAUUGCGCCGGAUGGGAGCAACCGAAGUCACGCAGGUGGUGCUGUACGCAAGGCUGAGUGGACUAUUGGCCAUAAUCCGCCGCAUCAGGUAUUGCACGCAGCAGAUGCUGACAACAUCUGCUUCGCGUGGAAGGCUGAGCAUGAUGAUGGAGACGGAUCGGCGAUUACAGCUGUUUAUGAUGAGGAUGAGGAUGCUCACCAGGUGACGAUGAUAGUGGGUACUGUAGCAAUAUACCUGUCUAUUGAGGCAGACAUAGUGGCAUAG
Messenger RNA from Aspergillus fumigatus Af293, 1599 nucleotides. RefSeq names its product putative AflR-like C6 transcription factor. The transcript has 3 exons. The record is from RefSeq and is a predicted model, not a curated record. Bases 1 to 1599 code for a protein of 532 amino acids. Gene Ontology annotation, biological process: regulation of DNA-templated transcription. Gene Ontology annotation, molecular function: zinc ion binding; DNA-binding transcription factor activity, RNA polymerase II-specific. NCBI's taxonomy places the organism in Eukaryota, Fungi, Ascomycota, Eurotiomycetes, Eurotiales, Aspergillaceae.